AUGAUGGUGCUGACCCCAGCACAAAUAAAAUCAAUUUGCCUGGCCAUACUAGAAUCGGGAAAGCAGUAUGCAGUGAAGAAGAGGAAACCGUUCCCACUCAUGUAUUCCUACUAUGGAACAGAGUAUCUUGGUGCAGCACAUGGGCUUUCAUCAAUCCUUCAGAUGUUGCUUUCCUAUUAUGAGUACCUGCAGCCAGCAGAUCAGGAACUUGUGUGGCAGAGCGUUGAUUUUCUUAUGGACCAAGAACAGAACAGCAACUGGCCUCCUGAGCUGGGAGAGACAAUUGAGCGGGAGAAUGAGCUUGUACACUGGUGUCAUGGAGCUCCAGGCAUUGCAUAUCUGUUUGCCAAAGCUUACCUGGUUUCCAAGAAGCCUCAAUAUCUGGACACUUGUAUUCGCUGUGGAGAGCUAACUUGGCAGAAAGGCCUGUUGAAGAAGGGACCUGGAAUAUGCCAUGGAGUGGCUGGUAGUGCUUAUGUGUUCCUGCUGCUGUAUAGGCUCACUGGAAACUCAAAAUACAUAUACAGGGCACAAAGGUUUGCAGAGUUCUUAUUUACAGAAGAAUUUAAGGCUGGUUCCCGGGCAUUAGAAAGUGUAUAUAGUCUGUAUGAAGGCUUCUCGGGAACUGUGUGUUUCCUGACUGACUUGCUGCAACCCAACCAAGCCGAGUUUCCUCUCUUCAGUGUCUUUGUCUAAAGAGUAACACUCUCCAGGGCUAC
Molecule: messenger RNA, 719 nt
Organism: Antrostomus carolinensis (chuck-will's-widow)
Lineage: Eukaryota; Metazoa; Chordata; Aves; Caprimulgiformes; Caprimulgidae
Gene: LANCL3
Product: LanC like family member 3
Exons: 5
Coding region: 1-696 (231 amino acids)
Biological process (GO): peptide modification; carbohydrate metabolic process
Cellular component (GO): plasma membrane
Source: RefSeq, a predicted model, not a curated record